UGCUCGGCUAGCGCGCGUUGAACUAUGCCCUCUCGCUUGCGGUGGUAAAGAAAAAGCGCGUAGUGUCAUAGAUUUUCCCCUUAUUAGAAUUCCCGGAUGCUAACCGGGGGAAACUGAGUUAAAGUGAACAAGGCAGCAUACGACGGAACGAAAAACGAAAACGGCCAAAGUCAGUCAAAUCUCGCAGUAAAACAAAGAGAAAUAGGAGUCGGAAUUCAUUAACACACACAGUAAAGCCUGGCUUAAAGCUUCUCCUCGGCUGCGAGCCCUUUUGUGCGAUAGUGCUAUGACUUUUCCGCGAUGAUACGCCGAGCACAAAAGCGAGCAGCAUAUAAUCUGUUAUGAAUUUUUGAUUGCUUCUCCAAGCCUUCUCCGUGGUGGAAGAGAAAAGACAUCACCACUGGACAACGGAAAACGGUGCUGUUGGUGGUGGUUGUCCCUAGUGACUGGCUAGUGUCCGUUUCUUUGCCGCUUUGUACUACACUUGAUGGCUUCUUCACUACACUAAUAAUGUGAUAGACAAGGCAAGCAGACACAGCAGGCUCGUUUUUCUUCUGCUCUGCAUAGAAUUAAUGGUUCGAGGUGGUGUGGGGAGUGAGACUUAACUCCCGCAGCCAAGCCAAAGGGAAGCAGUAUAAUAGCAACUUCCUUCCACUACUGGACGGGGGUGAGGAAAGUGACCAUCCGGUUGGUUUUUUCUUCUUGUGUCCGCUCCUCUUCGUCGCUUCGGUUGGUGUCGCGUGAGAAAAUCUUGCUUCCUUAUUGUUUGUAGCUGUGUGUGUAGGGAGUGCAGAAAACAAUAGAAUACAAUUAGUGAGAAUGUGCUGAAGUGUAACGGAAUAAAACAACAAGCGCAAGGACUGAAAGACGCGUGCGGAGUGGAGGAGGCGAGAUUCGAAUAAAUAAAGCUUCCACCUUCCAUCGCUCAAGACGCAGACCACUGCUCAAGAUGGAUGACAUUUUCGGGAAGAAAAAGGAAGUCGUCCCCAUACUGGACCUUUCCAAAUCUUCCGCCACGACGCGGGAAGAGUUUAAGCGCAUGAUCGAGAAGGUGCCGGACUACAAGAUGCGCCCGAUCAAGGUGCGGUCGGACGAGAUCCGGUUCAAGGAGAAGGAGUACGGGUUUAAGAUGCAGAAGAAGGAGCUCCGGAUGCUGAUGAAGAACGGGGGCGAGCGGGACAAGCUGUACGCGUACAUGGAUCCGAUACCGGCCGAGAUGCGCAACCUGGUCAUACUGGAGCUGUGCAGCGUGCCGAUCGACUGGAAGAUGCUGACCAGCCAGCGGCCCAAGACGAAGGUGGAGGAGGACUACUUUAGCAAGCUGGUUGAGCUGGGCAAGCUGCAGAUCAAAACGAUCCAGCGCGACAAGCGGGAAAACCUGCUCGCCACCUCGGUCCGCAAGGUGAAGAACCGUUCCGGCAUCAUCGAGUCGCGCGUCUUCACCUGCAACGAGUGUAUGGAAGAGUUCUGCAACGGGAAAACGUGCGCCGACUUCAACUACGAUCUGUACACGCGCAUCGUGCCGAAAGUGCCGCUGCUCAAGACCAACUCGCAGCAGCAGCUCUCGCUGAACGGUGGUGCCGGUGGUUUGGGCGGCGGUGCCGGAAGGAUGCUGGGCGAUCUGCACCAAAAAAGCAUCGACAGUGGCAGUGGAGCGGGUGGCGGUGGUGGUGGAAAAAAGGGUCGCAAGGGGGCGCGUAAAAAGGGCCACAAAUCGAAGGCAAAAUCAGUGGAGGCGGCCGAUGACGAGGGCAAUCAGGGUGGCACCAGCGGUGGCAAUGCGGCUGCCGGGGGCCAUGGUCAUGGGGGUAAGAAGAAGGGCAAGCGAGCGUCACGUAGCAAAACACCGCCGAAAGCAAAAUCGAUGGAAAAGUAAUCAAAGGGCAUCCGUUGGCGUCUUUACUCUGCUUGGUACCGCAGUCACCAGAGCCAGAGUGAUGCCAGACAAUA
Messenger RNA from Anopheles arabiensis, 1950 nucleotides. RefSeq names its product keratin, type II cytoskeletal 1. The record is from RefSeq and is a predicted model, not a curated record. Lineage: Eukaryota; Metazoa; Arthropoda; Insecta; Diptera; Culicidae. Bases 950 to 1876 code for a protein of 308 amino acids. The transcript is spliced from 2 exons.